This is a messenger RNA of Loxodonta africana (African savanna elephant), 1335 nucleotides long. Its product is annotated as olfactory receptor 7E24-like. Gene Ontology annotation, cellular component: plasma membrane. Lineage: Eukaryota; Metazoa; Chordata; Mammalia; Proboscidea; Elephantidae. The transcript has a single exon. The record is from RefSeq and is a predicted model, not a curated record. The coding region runs from base 325 to 1254 and encodes 309 amino acids. Gene Ontology annotation, biological process: G protein-coupled receptor signaling pathway. Gene Ontology annotation, molecular function: G protein-coupled receptor activity; olfactory receptor activity.
UUGUUCCAUCUAUAAAUUUGUUAUUUUAAAAGGUCCUUGCCAUCCUAAUAUUCUUUAGGCCAACAUCUCUAAAUUUGGGUUGAGUAUAUAAAACAGGAUAAAAACAAGGAAGUAGUUCUGAGAAGUACAGUAGAGGGGCUUGCUAGUACAGAGUAAUUUUGCUGCAGUAAUUAGAAUAUGAGGUCCAUAAUGUGAACGCUUGUGAAUUUGUCUACUUUACGUGUGCAUUUCUUGAAUUUGAAAUACAGACACAGUGCUGGGUACCUGUUUACUUGUUUCCUUUUAACAAUCCUCUUUUCUUUUUCCAAAAGCUCUCUCAGGUAUAUGGAGCCACAGAAUCUAACAGAUGUCUCAGAAUUCUUCCUCUUGGGCCUCUCUGAGGACCCAGAACUGCAGCCCCUCCUCUUUGGGCUGUUCCUGUCCAUGUACCUGAUCACUGUGACUGGGAACCUACUCCUCAUCCUGGCUGUCACCUCUGACUCCCAUCUCCACACCCCCAUGUACUUCUUCCUCUCCAACUUGUCCUUGACUGAUAUCAGUGUCAUUUCCACCACACUCCUAAAGAUGCUAGUGAACAUCCAGACACACAGCAAAUCCAUCACCUAUGCAGGCUGCCUGACACAAGUGUCCUUUUUCUAUCUCUUUAUAUGCCUGGAUACUGUGCUCCUCAGUGUGAUGGCUUAUGACCGGUUUGUGGCCAUCUGUCACCCCCUGCGCUAUACAGUCAUCAUGAACCCCCGCCUCUGUGUCUUGCUAGUUUUGGUAUCUUUUUUUAUCAGCCUUUUGGACUCCCUGCUGCACAUUUCUAUGAUGUCACAACUUACCUUCUGCACAGCUGUGAAAAUUCCUCAUUUCUUCUGUAACCCUCCUCAACUCUUUCAAUUUGCGUGCUCUGACACCUUCAUCCAUAUCUUAUUAGUAUAUUGUAGUGGUGCCAUCUUUGGUGGUGUUCCAAUCUCAGUGAUCCUUUUCUCUUACGCUCGAAUUGUUUCUUCCAUUCUGAGAAUCUCAUCUUUAGGUGGGAAGUAUAAAGCCUUUUCCACCUGUGGCUCUCACCUUACAGUUGUUUGCUUAUAUUAUGGAACAGGCCUUGGAGUGUACUUCAGUUCAGCUGCCACAUCUUCACCCAGGAUGUGUGCGGUGUCCUCAGUGAUGUACACUGUGGUGACCCCCAUGCUGAACCCCUUCAUCUACAGCCUGAGAAACAGGGACAUCAAGAAGGCCCUCUGGAGGCUCCUCAGCAGAAGGGUUUAAUAUUAAAACUUGUGCCAUCUUUUUUGACAUGUGGAUUGGAAAAGAUGACAAAACCUAACAUCUGCAAUCAUAAAUCUUGCC